This is a messenger RNA of Jatropha curcas, 2930 nucleotides long. RefSeq names its product metal-nicotianamine transporter YSL3. Gene Ontology annotation, biological process: response to iron ion; seed development. Gene Ontology annotation, cellular component: plasma membrane. The record is from RefSeq and is a predicted model, not a curated record. NCBI's taxonomy places the organism in Eukaryota, Viridiplantae, Streptophyta, Magnoliopsida, Malpighiales, Euphorbiaceae. Gene Ontology annotation, molecular function: iron-nicotianamine transmembrane transporter activity; oligopeptide transmembrane transporter activity.
CUACUUCUACGGCCAUCAGUAAUUUGGCAUCUCUUCUUUCGCGUUUUGUUGACUGCAAUUUUGUGGAUUCUCUACCUUGGUGUAUUGCUUUCUAUCUCUGUGGAAUUUUAUGGUUCUUUUCUGGUUGAAGAGAAGGGCUUGUUUAAGCCACACGCCUGAGCAAAGAAAAGACACUUUUAAGUGAAGUGAAGAAGCGUUUUGUCCUAAAUCUCUACUUUUUUUAAUCUACUUCCAUUUCUGUCGUUCCCACCUUUUCCCUUUCUCUGUCUUUUAAUACCUAUCAACUCUAUGGUAAGAAAAUAAAUUAGUUAGAGGAUGGGAUAGGUCAACUAUAGUUGAAGGGAUCGGAAUUUGUGGACCUGACAUGUGUUCAAAUGCAUUGCAUCCAUGUUUGGAAAUGUUGAUUAGUGUACUGCAAAUUACUACGAAGACCUGUUUUUGUACUUCUUUGUAGUACAUGGAUAAUGGGUCCUUUUUACUUUUCAAAUUUCAGGGUAGUUGAGAGAGAGAGCGGUACUGCCUCUAUUGUGUAUAUAAAAAAAAAAUUCUGUACCUAAUUAUGUCAUGUAUAUCUGAUUAACAAAACCCAUUUGGAGUAUUGCGUUUGUCUGGCAUUUAAUGCUUAUAUUGGUCUUAUGAAAAGCUCAAUCCGGUCAGAUGUUGUUUCUUCGAUAUAAUAACCCAAUUGAAGCUUGUGCGCUAUACUGUCUGUUUUUGUUGGAAGGUCUUCUUAUGAGGCAACUCUGGGUGUGAACGUUAAGCCUUUUCGAGGGUUUCACUUUUUCAUUUCUGUGAGUUUUUGGAUUUUUAUGUCCAUUUGGGUAAUUUUCGAUUGAGAUUUGUCAUUAAUAUGUAAAAGUUUUCAACUGUUUCCUACGUAAGAAAUAAGCAGCAGACUUAAAGGGAGAAGAUUUUUGAUGAAUAAUCAAAUGAGGAAUAUGAACAUGGAAGUGAAAGAUAUUGACAAGAUUGAGGACGAUUUGGAAGACGGGGAAAAUCAACAUGAGGAUGUUACAAGAAUUGCUCCGUGGACUAAACAGAUAACAAUUAGAGGGGUCAUAGCUAGUUUAGCUAUUGGCAUCAUUUACAGUGUGAUAGUCAUGAAACUAAACCUCACCACAGGUCUAGUCCCUAAUCUUAAUGUUUCUGCUGCUCUCCUGGCCUUUGUUUUCAUUAGAAGUUGGACUAAGCUCCUUGAUAAAGCUGGAAUUGUAUCUAAUCCAUUCACUAGACAAGAAAAUACAAUAAUUCAGACUUGUGCUGUUGCUUGUUAUAGCAUUGCUGUUGGAGGUGGUUUUGGGUCUUAUCUACUGGGAUUAAACAGGAAGACAUAUGAGCAAGCUGGGGUUGAUACACAAGGGAAUGCUCCUGGGAGCACAAAGGAGCCUGGGAUUGGUUGGAUGACUGGUUUCCUCUUCGUGAGCAGUUUUGUUGGGCUGCUUGCAUUGGUUCCUCUUAGAAGGAUCAUGAUAAUAGAUUACAAACUACCUUAUCCAAGUGGAACUGCUACUGCAGUUCUAAUUAAUGGAUUCCACACUCCUAAAGGAGACAAGAUUGCUAGGAAGCAGGUUCAUGGGUUCAUGAAGUAUUUUUCAAUUAGCUUCUUUUGGGCUUUCUUUCAGUGGUUUUACUCUGGUGGAGAGCAAUGUGGAUUUGUUCAAUUCCCAACAUUUGGCUUGAAAGCAUGGAAAAACACAUUUUACUUUGAUUUCAGUAUGACUUACAUUGGAGCAGGAAUGAUCUGUUCCCAUCUUGUGAAUAUGUCUUUGCUUCUCGGUGCGGUGCUUUCUUGGGGAGUUAUGUGGCCACUGAUACAUGGGCUUAAAGGAGAGUGGUUCCCUGCUACUUUACCAGAAAGCAGCAUGAAGAGUCUAAAUGGUUACAAGGUCUUUAUUUCUAUUGCUCUAAUUCUAGGAGAUGGACUCUACAAUUUUCUCAAAAUAUUAUAUUUCACUGCCAGUAGCAUCUAUACUGGAGGAAAGAACAACAAUCCCAAAAAAUUUUCAGAUAAGCAGAAUGAAGCUCUUGAUGAUCGUAGAAGAAAUGAUGUUUUCAUGAGAGAGACGAUUCCAAUGUGGGUGGCAUGCUUAGGGUACACUGGUUUCUCUAUCAUCUCCAUCAUUGUGAUCCCACUUAUGUUUCCUGAGCUAAAGUGGUAUUAUGUACUUGUUGCCUACAUUUUGGCACCAUCUCUUAGCUUCUGCAAUGCAUACGGUGCUGGUCUAACUGACAUGAAUAUGGCCUAUAACUAUGGAAAGGUGGCUCUUUUUGUACUUGCAGCCUUGGCCGGAAGAAAUAAUGGUGUGGUCGCAGGACUUGUAGGAUGUGGCCUGAUUAAAUCCAUUGUUUCCAUCUCAUCAGAUUUAAUGCAUGAUUUUAAGACUGGUCAUCUGACCCUCACUUCUCCUCGGUCGAUGCUUCUUAGUCAAGCCAUUGGGACUGCAAUUGGCUGCAUCGUAGCUCCUCUAACAUUCUUUCUAUUCUACAAAGCUUUUGAUGUGGGGAACCCCGAUGGAGAGUAUAAAGCUCCCUAUGCUAUCAUCUACAGAAACAUGGCAAUUCUUGGUGUAGAAGGCUUCUCAGCACUUCCACAGCACUGCUUGCAGCUUUGUUAUGGGUUUUUUGCUUUUGCUAUUCUUGCAAAUUUGGCAAGAGAUUUAUCCCCUAAAAAUGUCGGAAAAUGGAUUCCUCUACCGAUGGCUAUGGCGGUGCCUUUCCUCGUAGGGGCGUACUUUGCAAUUGACAUGAGUGUGGGGAGUCUAAUUGUGUUUGGUUGGCACAAGCUAAACAAAAAAAAGGCAGGUUUGAUGAUACCUGCAGUGGCCUCUGGCUUGAUAUGUGGAGAUGGGCUGUGGAUUCUCCCUUCUUCUGUUCUUGCAUUAGCCAAAGUUCAUCCGCCGAUAUGCAUGAGUUUCUUGAAAUCCAAAUAG